GAUAGUACGGGUCCAUCGCUUGCAUAGGGAGCUAAAAGGGGGCCCCGUGGGGAACGUUAGGCUUGGCGAAAGACCGUGGUCUGGUUUCGUCGUCCCACAAAACAAUCUCAACAGCUACUCGCUAGCAGCUUUCCCCACACGCGCCGUACGUUCGAGAGUAGACUGAUGCCUGACCUCAUUCACCCACUUCACGUAAUGCUACAACCAAUAUCAAGCAGUGUCUCCAAGUUGGGUGAUCCUGCUAACGUGGAAGUAUGAGCUGUUCCAAUGCCGGACGUACAUAGCUCAAUCCAUGGUAGAGGUAAGAGAUUUUGGAGUAAUCCAUGGAUGGGCUAAAACCUGGGGAACGAGGGGCAUCUUUCGUCAUCUCCUUACUCAUUACCUUUAUAAUUCACUUCCCCCUUCACUGUCCAAAAUGUCACCAAGCAUCAAACCCCUAAACAUAACAAUCUAUCCAUCUUACAACAUUUCCUCCAUAUACCAAUAUACCGCGCUAUGCUUCAUCCCGCAGCACGCACACGCACCCUCUCCCUCUCCCUCGCCCACGGCAUCUCCCUCCAAACAUCCGACCUGCCCGCCUCCCCGCCUUCCACCACUACAACAACUCCCACCACCCCGCGCACGCCCCGCUGGUCGCAUCGCUUCUCCUUCGGCCGCCUGACCGCCGAGAUCGCAGCAGUGCCGCUCGCGCCUCCCUUAAUAUACCCAAGCUCAGACGCCGUCGCCGUACCCUCCCGCCCAUCACCACAUACAACAACCCCACUCACAUUCGCCCACAUGGACUGGGCGCUACCAACCUAUGGCGAGCACUACUCGCCACCCGACAACAGUAGAGUAAGAAGGCGGGAGAGCGACUGGCCCACCCGCCGGGAGAUUGAAGCGGAGGCCGGUUGUGUGAUUGCGUAUCCGGGUGAGGCAUCGCGGGGUUCGCGAGUGCGGUAUCGGGAGGUGUUGGGGGAGGCAGAGGAGAGCGGUGACGAGGUUGGGACGGUGGAGGAUGUGGAGCGGAAGAGGAGAAGGAGUAGUGUGGUGGAUGGACUGAAGAAGGGGUUGGGGUGGGUGAGGAGGUUGAGUGCGGGGAGUGGGAGGAAGGGGAGUGUUGAUGCGGUGGAGUGAGGGUUGGGGCGACUAUGGAUUUCGAGGGCGAGGGAUGCCACUCGCGACGUCGUUCGCUUAUGACACUGUGGCAAUACUUUACAAGUCCUUCAACAACCAGUGCAUAUCCUCUCCAUCACUCUACUCGGUCUUCGGCUCGCUGUACAUGCCCUUGAAAUCCCAGUUGUUCAGAUAGCCACAGCCAGCCUGCACGAGAACGUCAGUACUGUAAAGACAACCACCUUAACCAGAGCAUUAGGCUUACACUGAGGUAGGUGGCAAAUCCAAGCCAUCCUAGAUAGGGCGCGAGCAGCCAGCCACACACGGGGUCGACCUGGCCCCAGACGUAGGCCAGG
Molecule: messenger RNA, 1451 nt
Organism: Mytilinidion resinicola
Lineage: Eukaryota; Fungi; Ascomycota; Dothideomycetes; Mytilinidiales; Mytilinidiaceae
Exons: 2
Coding region: 496-1116 (206 amino acids)
Source: RefSeq, a predicted model, not a curated record